Molecule: messenger RNA, 648 nt
Organism: Cadophora gregata
Lineage: Eukaryota; Fungi; Ascomycota; Leotiomycetes; Helotiales; Ploettnerulaceae
Product: hsp70 nucleotide exchange factor fes1
Exons: 1
Coding region: 1-648 (215 amino acids)
Molecular function (GO): protein binding
Source: RefSeq, a predicted model, not a curated record
AUGGAUCCAAAUCUCCAAUCCCUCCUAAAAUGGAGCGUCGAAAAUACCUCCACCUCCACAGCCACACCUCCCUCAGCAGACGGCAGUACCCCCUCCUCCCGGCCCAUCAACCCCGACGCGCUCAACGCCCUCUUCGGAGGCCCCAGCGACGCCGACCUCAUGAACCUCUCCAUGUCCGCGAUCCUCUCCACCGAUCCCGAAAUAAAGCUCGAAGACAAGCUCAUCGCCUUCGACAACUUCGAGCAGCUCAUUGAGAACCUCGACAACGCCAAUAACCUGUCCCCGCUAUCCCUCUGGGCGCCAUUACUGUCUUGCUUGAAGCACGAGGAGGCGGAGAUUAGGAAGAUGGCGGCGUGGUGUGUGGGAACCGCGGUGCAGAAUAAUGAGAAGAGUCAGGAGAAGCUGGUUGAGAUGGGGGAGACUGGUAUCCCGGAGUUGGUGAGGGUUGCGAGGAGGGAGGGCGAGGAGGAGAGUGUGAGGAGGAAGGCGUGUUAUGCGUUGAGUAGUGCGUGCAGGAAUUUUCAGCCAGCCAUGGAUCUUUUGACGACGGAGAUGGGAGGGGAGAAGGUGGAUGCGGCGGAUAUGGAUGAGGUUGAUGUGUUGAUUGGGGGUUUGAGGGAUGGGGCUAAGUCUGGUGGAAAGGCAUGA